AUGCCUAUAUCUUCUGGAGCUGAGGGUAGAGUAGAUGUGGGGAUAGAUACAUCCAUAGCAUGGACGCCAGAUGGGGUGAAAAAAGAGGCAAAACUGGUCAAGAACUGUGAUUCCUAUCUAAGAAGGUGGGUGGAUUGAUCUUUACUCUGUGUUGAAUUAAAGUGACAUCUUGGUUAAAACAUUAUUUUGCAUCCUCAUCAAACACAACAUAAUGUAUUCAUGUCCAUAUGUCUGCUACAAUGGUCAAUUAACAUUUGAACAAAAGUAAAACAAUGUAAUACAAUGUUUUAGGUUAUUUUAAUAACUUUGCUGUUAUCAUUUGAAGGAAUUGUUUUGCUGGUCAUUAAAAGCUGUUUUAGUGCUGCCUCUCCCUGUCCAUCCAAUAGUACCCUCUCUUUCAUUGGAACUAUGCUGGAGGACAUAGGGAUGUCAGGCACUAAACAGGCUCAUUGUUUCAACUGGUCAAGCUCUUUCCUCAGACAAUGGUAGAAUGUCUCUUGCACAUAAAGUUUGUUUUCAAUUUGUGCACCUUGGUUGGACUGCAAGGUAGCUACUGUACACUUACUCUGUAUCUGUAAUACGAUGAAUUUAGUGAGUCUGCUAUGCUCUGAUAUUAACAGGUAUCUGGAAAGCCAGGCAGGGAAGAAAAAACACAAUAGCACCAUUUUGGGGGUACGUGUCGUCAGUGUUAUAAUAACAGGCCAAUUAAACAAUUAGAGUUGAAGUCGAAUGUUUACAUACACCUUAGCCAAAUACAUUUAAACUCAGUUUUUCACAAUUCCUGACAUUUAAUCCUAGUAAAGAUUCCCUGUUUUAGGUCAGUUAGGAUCAGCACUUUAUUUUAAGAAUGUGAAAUGUCGGAAUAAUAGUAGAGAGAAUGAUUUAUUUCAGCUUUUAUUUCUUUCAUCACAUUCCCAGUGGGUCAGAAGUUUACAUACACUCAAUUAGUAUUUGGUAGCAUUGCCUUUAAAUUGUUUAACUUGAGUCAAACGUUUCGGGUAGCCUUCCACAAGCUUCCCACAAUAAAUUGGGUGAAUUUUGGCCCAUUCCUCCUGACAGAGCUGGUGUAACUGAGUCAGGUUUGUAGGCCUCCUUGCUCGCACACGCUUUUUCAGUUCUGCCCACAAAUGUUCUAUGGGAUUGAGGUCCGGGCUUUUUGAUGGCAACUCCAAUACCUUGACGUUGUUGUCCUUAAGCCAUUUUGCCACAACUUUGGAAGUACAGUCGUGGUCAAAAGUUUUGAGAAUGACACAAGUAUUGGUCUUCACAAAGUUUGCUGCUUCAGUGUUAUGAGAUAUUUUUGUCAGAUGUUACUAUGAUAUACUGAAGUAUAAUUACAAGCAUUCCAUAAGUGUCAAAGGCUUUUAUUGACAAUUACAUUAAGUUUAUGCAAAGAGUCAAUAUUUGCAGUAUUGACCCUUCUUUUUCAAGACCUCAGCAAUCCGCCCUGGCAUGCUGUCAAUUAACGUCUGGGCCACAUCCUGACUGAUGGCAGCCCAUUCUUGCAUAAUCAAUGCUUGGAGUUUGUCCGAAAUUGUGGGUUUUUGUUUGUCCACCCGCCUCUUGAGGAUCGACCACAAAUUCUCAAUGGGAUUAAGGUCUGGGGAGUUUCCUGGCCAUGGACCCAAAAUGUCGAUGUUUUGUUCCCCGAGCCACUUUUGCCUUAUGGCAAGGUGCUCCAUCAUGCUGGAAAAGGCAUUGGUCGUCACCAAACUGUUCUUGGAUGGUUGGGAGAAGUUGCUCUCAAGGAUGUGUUGGUACCAUUCUUUAUUCAUGGCUGUGUUCUUAGGCAAAAUUGUGAGUGAGCCCACUCCCUUGGCUGAGAAGCAACCCCACACAUGAAUGGUCUCAGGAUGCUUUACUGUUGGCAUGACACAGGACUGAUGGUAGCGCUCACCUUGUCUUCUCCGGACAAGCAUUUUUCCGGAUGCCCCAAACAAUCGGAAAGGGGAUUCAUCAGAGAAAAUGACUUUACCCCAGUCCUCAGCAGUCCAAUCCCUGUACCUUUUGCAGAAUAUCAGUCUGUCCCUGAUGUUUUUCCUGGAGAGGAGUGGCUUCUUUGCUGCCCUUCUUGACAUCAGGCCAUCCUCCAAAAGUAUUUGGCUCACUGUGCGUGCAGAUGCACUCACACCUGCCUGCUGCCAUUCCUGAGCAAGCUCUGCACUGGUGGUGCCCCGAUCCCGCAGCUGAAUCAACUUUAGGAGACGGUCCUGGCGCUUGCUGGACUUUCUUGGGCGCCCUGACGCCUUCUUCACAACAGUUGAACCUCUCUCCUUGAAGUUCUUGAUGAUCCGAUACAUGGUUGAUUUAGGUGCAAUCAUACUAGCAUACAUGCCUGUAGAGUCCUUUUUGUGCAAAGCAAUGAUGACGGCACGUGUUUCCUUACAGGUAACCAUGGUUAACAGAGGAAGAACAAUGAUUUCAACCACCACCCUCCUUUUAAAGCUUCCAGUCUUUUAUUCUAACUCAAUCAGCAUGACAGAGUGAUCUCCAGCCACUCUCACCUGUGUUAACGAGAGAAUCACUGACAUGAUGGCAGCUGGUCCUUUUGUGGCAGGGCUGAAAUGCAGUGGAAGUGAUUUUUUGGGAUUAAGUUCAUUUUCAUGGCAAAGAGGGACUUUGUAAUUAAUUGCAAUUCAUCUGAUCACUUUUCAUGACAUUCUGGAGUAUAUGCAAAUUGCCAUCAUAAAAACAAAAUGUUUGACCACGACUGUAUGCUUGGGGUCAUUGUCCAUUUGGAAGACCCAUUUGCGACCAAGCUUUAACUUCCUGACUGAUGUCUUGAGAUGUUGCUUCAAUAUAUCCACAUAAUUUUCCUUCCUCAUGAUGCCAUCUAUUUUGUGAAGUGCACCAGUCCCUCCUGCAGCAAAGCACCCCCACAGCAUGAUGCUGCCACCCCAGCGCUUCACGUUUGGGAUGGUGUUCUUCGGCUUGCAAGCCAUUCCCCUUUUUCCUCCAAACAUAACGAUGGUCAUUAUGGCCAAACAGUUCUAUUUUUGUUUCAUCAGACCAGAGGACAUUUCUCCAAAAGUACGAUCUUUGUCCCCAUGUGCAGUUGCAAACCGUAGUCUGGCUUUUUUAUGGCCAUUUAGUGAGCAGUGGCUUCUUCCUUGCUGAGCGGCCUUUCAGGUUAUGUCGAUAUAGGACUCGUUUUACUGUGGAUAUAGAUACUUUUGUACCUGUUUCCUCCAGCAUCUUCACAAGGUCCUUUGCUGUUGUUCUGGGAUUGAUUUGCACUUUUCGCACCAAAGUACGUUAAUCUCUAGGAGACAGAACGUGUCUCCUUCCUGAGCGGUAUGACGGCUGCGUGGUCCCAUGGUGUUUAUACUUACGUACUAUUGUUUGUACAGAUGAACAUGGUACCGUCAGGCGUUUGGAAAUUGCUCCUAAGGAUGAACCAGACUUGUGGAGGUCUACAAUUGGUUUUCUGAGGUCUUGGCUGAUUUCUUUAGAUUUUCCCAUGAUGUCAAGCAAAGAGGCACUGAGUUUGAAGGUAGGCCUUGAAAUCCAUCCACAGGUACACCUCCAAUUGACUCAAAAUAUGUCAAUUAGCCUAUCAGAAGCUUCUAAAGCCAUGACAUCAUUUUCUGGAAUUUUCCAAGCUGUUUAAAGGCACAGUCAACUUAGUGUAUGUAAACGUCUGACCCACUGGAAUUGUGAUACAGUCAAUUAUAAGUGAAAUAAUCUGUCUGUAAACAAUUGUUGGAAAAAUUACUUGUGUCAUGCACAAAAUAGAUGUCCUAACCGACUUGCCAAAACUAUAGUUUGUUAACAAGAUAUUUGUGGUUGAAAAACAAGUUUUAAUGACUCCAACCUAAGUGUAUGUAAACUUCCGACUUCAACUGUACAUGAAUUGAUACAAUAAAUCAACACGUUAGAUGUUGUUCUGUCUUUUCACAUAGUUAAAUAAAGUUUGCUUAAUCUAAAAACAGGAUGCCAGUCAACAUCUUGCUGGUCCAGAUGGAGAAAACAUGGACACUUUCUCACCCGGUACGUUAUUAAGGAAGAGGGAUUUUUUUGCACCUUAUAUGCUAGUGUUAAGAUACGUUUUACCAAAAUAUGACUUAAUUGGCUUAACUCUUCCAGGUGUGAGCAUAGAUCCUAACACACAACAGAAGAAGGGAACCAGUGAUGAAGGCAAAACCUCAGGAAAACAAACCAACGAAAAGAGCUCGAAGAAAUCCCAAACAUGUACACUUCUGUAG
Molecule: messenger RNA, 4205 nt
Organism: Coregonus sp. 'balchen'
Lineage: Eukaryota; Metazoa; Chordata; Actinopteri; Salmoniformes; Salmonidae
Source: the annotation of a GenBank genome assembly